GAGGCUGCUGGGAAGCGGGCGACUGUGCACCAAGCAGGUACCCUGGCGACGCUUGCAGGGCCUGCGGCGGGCAUGGCGGCCAGGUCUUGCUCUUCAGUCGGGGCUGGCACUGCGUUCCUUCUCUUGGUUCUCUGCGAAGUCUCGUGGGCCCAGAUCUUCUCCUUCCCUUUCCGGCGGCCAGAGACGUGCGGCCUCAACCAGUACUUUGACAUCUCCACGCUCUCCUGUGCCCCCUGUGGCGCCAACCAGAAGCGGGAUGCCUUAGGAACUUCAUGUGUAUGCCUGCCAGGAUAUCAUCUGAUCUCUAAUAAUGGAGGACCUGCCAUUAUUUGUAAAAAGUGUCCAGAAAACAUGAAAGGUGUUACCAAAGAUGGAUGGGACUGUAUUUCUUGCCCUAGUGGCUUAACUGCUGAAGGAAAAUGCCACUGUCCCACUGGUCAUAUAUUAGUGGAAAGAAAUGUUAGUGGGUCUCUGUUAUCCCAAGCAACAUGCGAGCUUUGUGAUGGAAAUGCAAACUCAUUUACAAAAGCCAAUAUCUUAGGAACCAGGUGUGUCCGCUGCGAACCAACGUUCGUGAAUACAAGCAGGUCCUGUGCAUGUUCGGAGCCUCACGUCUUAACAGGUGGGCUGUGUGUCAGCAGCACAGAGAAUUUCCGUCAACGUGUGAUCUCCACUGCACGCUACGGAGAACUCGGCCUGUCAUUAAACUCAGAAUGGUUUGCGAAGUAUUUGCAGGCAACAGCAGCUGCAUGCUGGGUUCACGCCAACCUGACAUCUUGCCAAGCUCUUGGAAAUAUGUGCGUGAUGAAUAUGAACUCUUACGACUCCACCACAUUUGAUGCGUGUUGGCUGUUCCACUAUAUCUUUGAAAGUACUGCUGGAUUGAUCAGUGUUCAUUCUAUUCCAUUCUGGAGACAGAACCUUCCUUGGCUGUUUUAUGGAGACCAGCCAGGAUUGGCACCUCAAGUUCUCAGUACGACCCCUCUUCCAACAAAUUUCAGUUUUAAAGGACAAAACCAGCUGAAGUUUGUUGCUGCUUCCUACGAUAUAAGAGGAAACUUUAUCAAAUGGCAAACUUUAGAAGGCGGCGUUUUACAGCUUUGUCCAGACACAGAGAGGAGACUGGAUGCCGCAUACUCUUUCGGAACGACGUACCUGCAAGAUUGUGAAAUCUCUCUUUCUAAAAUCCUGGCUGACUUUCCCAGUCCUGUAUUUUAUGAUGUUUACCUCGAAUAUACUGAUGAGGAUCAACACCAUUACCUUUGGGCUGUACCUGUGUUAAACCUAAAUCUUCAACACAAUAAAAUGUUUGUGAACCAAGACAGUAGCUCCAGCAAGUGGCUUCUCACUCGGCGUAUUUUCUUAGUGGAUGCCGUAAGUGGUCGAGAAAAUGACCUAGGAAAUCAGCCGAGAGUAAUUCGAGUUGCCACCCAGAUAUCACUAAGCAUACGCCUUGUACCCAACACAAAAAGUGGAAACAUAUAUACUCCCUUCCUGACCAUUGCCUACAAUGACAUUGACAUCAAAACUGUUAACAGCCAGUCUGUGAAGGUUUCUUUCUCAGUCAAAUAUGAGAUGAAUCAAGGAGAUGCAUUUGUUCAGACAGAUAUCGCGCUGGGUGUGCUGGGUGGGCUGGCUGUGUUAUCGUCUCUCCUGAAGACAGCGGGGUGGAAGAGGCGCAUUGGGAGCCCCAUGAUCGACUUACAGACAGUUAUGAAAUUCUUGGUGUACUACGCUGGUGAUCUGGCCAAUGUGUUUUUUAUCAUCACAGUGGGAACUGGUCUUUAUUGGCUUAUUUUCUUCAAAGCACAGAAAUCUGUCUCCGUUUUGCUGCCGAUGCCAGCUCAGGAAGAACGUUUUGUUACUUACGUGGGGUGUGCCUUUGCUAUGAAGGCUUUGCAGUUUUUGCAUAAGCUCAUAUCCCAGAUUACCAUAGAUAUAUUCUUCAUUGAUUGGGAACGACCGAAAGGAAAAGUCCUCAAAGCUGUUGAAGGUGAGGGCGGUGUGCGCAGUGCCACUGUUCCCGUGAGCAUAUGGAGAACAUACUUUGUAGCAAAUGAAUGGAAUGAGAUUCAGACCGUGAGAAAAAUUAAUCCGCUCUUUCAAGUGCUCACCACGCUCUUCUUCUUGGAGGUUGUGGGAUUCAAAAACUUAGCAUUAAUGGAUCCAUCCUCUAGCCUUUCUAGAGACCCGUCAGACUACAUAGCUCCUUACAGCCGCAUUUUGAGAUAUGCCGUGGCUACUGCUAUCUGGCUGGUGAUUGGAAUAAUACAGGUUGUUUUCUUUGCCGCCUUUUACGAGAGAUUCAUAGAAGACAAGAUCCGGCAGUUUGUUGAUCUGUGUUCCAUGAGCAACGUGUCAGUGUUUCUGCUGUCCCACAGAUGCUUCGGAUACUACAUCCACGGCAGGUCGGUCCAUGGCCAUGCGGACACGAACAUGGAGGAAAUGAACAUGAACCUUAAGCGAGAAGCGGAAAAUUUGUGCAGCCAAAGGGGUUUGGUACCCAACACGGAUGGUCAGACUUUUCAGAUUGCAGUUUCUAGUCAGAUGAGACAGCACUAUGACAGAAUUCACGAGACACUAACAAGGAGAAAUGGCCCUGCCAGACUACUGAGUUCAUCAGCAAGCACUUUUGAACAAAGUAUAAAAGCAUACCACGCAAUGAAUAAGUUCCUUGGCUCUUUCAUUGAUCAUGUUCAUAAGGAAAUGGAUUACUUUAUCAAAGACAAGUUGCUUCUUGAGAGAAUCCUUGGGAUGGAAUUCAUGGAGCCCAUGGAGAAGAGCAUCUUCUACAAUGAUGAAGCGCAUUCUUUCAGCAGUGUGCUGUACUAUGGAAACGAGGCCAUGCUCCUUAUCUUUGAUCUGUUGUUCUUCUGUGUUGUGGACUUGGCUUGCCAGAAUUUUGUUUUAGCAUCCUUCCUCACAUACCUGCAGCAAGAGAUUUUUCGAUUUAUCCGAAAUGCAGUCGGACAAAAGAAUUUGGCAACUAAGACACUAGUGGAUGAAAGAUUUCUGAUCUAACCUGAGAUACAGAGCUUAAGGACUCAGUAUAAUUGUGGUACAAGCUGUGAUGUCAAGUUAUAUUUUUUUUUAAAAAAACUUGUAAUACAUAUUAUUCUUUCAUUUUUUACCAACAGACUUAUUUUUGUAGCUUGUAAAAUAUGAUAUAUAGUAGAACAUAUUAUUUCCCCAUUAUGUGUUAUAUUUAUUUACUAAAUAAUACAUUUAUACUGACCAUGAGUUCAAAAAACAAAAAAAAGCCAAUGCUGCCUUCCAUAGACAGGUCUUGAUGUCUUAAUAGUACACUAAUCCCCGUCACUUGCCAUCGUCUCAGAAAAUGACCUGCCUACAUUUUCUGAGUUUUAAAUCUAUUUGUUACUUGGCUCAAAGCUAGUGUUCUGGUCAGUAUUUGUAUGUUUUAUCUAUAUUUAUGGUUAAAUAAACUCUAAAAGAUAUUUUCAUAUUUACUUAAAAUGUGGGUUUGUAUUAUUGCUGACUGAGUGGGCUUCUUUGUAAUAACUCACCCUGUGUGUAGUGGACAGGUCCCUGUUAGACACAGCAUGGAGAGGUACAAAUCCAGUCUGUUAUGUACCUGGUCUCUCCUGUCAUUUACGUUUGUUAAACUGGGUGAUAUUUUUUCCAAAAUAGGAUUUUCCACACAUUUUAAUAUUUUAACAGUACUCCUUCAAAGUGUUGCUGUUCAAUUAUGAGUAAAUAUUAGAAAUAACAGGCUAUAAACACAUCAUCUUACGUUGACCAAUUUAUUCAAGGCAAACUAAGGCUUCAUGAGUCAGUAGAUUAUUUUUUAAUAAAGAAGAAAGUGGAGUGAGGAUACAAUUAAAGUAAGUCCUGAACCAUAUAGUUAAUCAUUUUCUAUUUUCCCAUCACUAUACUCUUAAGUAAUUCUCUUCAUGGCAUACUGUGUACUUGAAAGGCCCUGGUACUGCAGGAUAAUUGUCCCGCCACAACAUGUCUGGCUGCUCUCUACAGUGAUGCUGUGUAACCGCCUAAAAGCAAUGCUAUGUACAUACGGUAUAUAUUUAUGAAAAUGCAUAAUAAAAUAUUUUGUACUUCUA
Meriones unguiculatus (Mongolian gerbil) is the source of this 4076-nucleotide messenger RNA. It is a transcript of the gene Tmem67, whose product is annotated as transmembrane protein 67. Gene Ontology annotation, cellular component: MKS complex; ciliary transition zone. Gene Ontology annotation, biological process: cilium assembly. The transcript is spliced from 28 exons. NCBI's taxonomy places the organism in Eukaryota, Metazoa, Chordata, Mammalia, Rodentia, Muridae. Bases 73 to 3021 code for a protein of 982 amino acids. The record is from RefSeq and is a predicted model, not a curated record.